UCGAGCGAAAUUGAGCGCAUAGUUUUUCUAAUCUGUGGUUAAGCAACAAACUAAUGAUGAGUAACGAUAAUGGUGAACAUAGAUUAGUGUUUAUGUAAAUAUUGCGUUUUGCCUCCUGAAAUUAUAUUUAAUAUUCAAUAUUUUGCACAAUUAUAAUUUUACUAAUUCAGUGACUUUAAAUUACUACUUAUUACGAAUUAUGUAUUUAACUUUUUAAUGUCUGUCGUACAAAUACCAGUCUAAAAUCACUUGGGUACAGUGUAACAGUCACCAUUAAAUGCACAAGGGUUAGAACAAUGGGAGGUUGUCGCUGUUCAUAUGGCUCAUGCACUGUGAAAACUGAUGGUAAAACUCACAUGUUUCACUACCCAGUGUUUGACAAAGUGAGGUGCCACCAAUGGUUGGUUAAUGGUAAUAGAACUGAUUUCCUAAAUUUGCGAGUGUCACAGCUCAGGAACAGAGUGGUUUGUCAACAUCAUUUUAAAGAUGAACACUUCAUGAAUUAUAAGAAAGAUAGACUGAAAUGUGACGCAGUACCCACAGAAGAUGGUCCUUAUUGUAAUCUAAAAAGUAAAGUAGAAAACCCAUCUAUACUAUGUGAUAUUGCUGUUGACGAUAUUGAGAAUGAAUGUUUAACAGUUAGUGAUAAAAAAGCCAAUUAUUCAACAAAAUAUGCAGAUUUUUUGAUGAAUAAUGAUGUAAAAGAUUCAAAUGUAUCUACUAUUAGUACAAUAAAAAAGGAAAACUUAGAACAGUCUAAUAAUAAGGCCAUACAAAACAUCAUCAAUAUGAAGCUCCCAAAUACCAGCAAUAUCAAGUACUGUGUUACUGAUAAGUUUGGCAAUAUUCAAAAUAAUAAUAUUAUACAAAGAGAAAAUCAGAAAAUAAAUUUAAUCAAUAAUUAUAGUUCAGAAUGUAAACAAGUACAGCCACCUAAUAUGAUACAAAAAUAUCAAACUCAGUCUAUGUUAACGUCGCCACUUUCCAAGAACUCUCAUGAAAGUUUUAUUGAAAUUGAUAUGGCGCCCGUGAAAAAUAAAAGUGUCAGUAUAUUAAAAGACAAUAAAACUGCAGUAUCAAUGGUCAAUCCAACGAAAAAUAAAAUAAAAAUCAUAUCAGAGAAAAAAAUAUCAGAACCAUUUCCCAUUCCAAACAAAUUACGGCGGAUUUCUCCAACUUCAGUUAUCUGUGGACCAAAUACUGAAAUUAGAAUUCAGUCAAAUGAAACAGAUAAUUUUAACACUGUAAUAUCAGAUGAUAAACCAGUAGAAUACACUAUUGAAGAAGUGGGUAUGAAAUUUAACGAUAUAAAUAAGGAAGAAGGACCUCACGUUGACAAUAUAGCGGCACAAAAGACAAAUAAAAAUAUAACAAUUGAGAAUAUUGAAAUUAAACAAAUGUCAAAUAAAACCCCUGAAAAAAGUAUUCAAAACCUAUGUGCGACAACAUCCCCUAAAAUUUCUCUUAUGAAGACUAAAAUACCACCAGAAAGAGUAGCAAAAAUUGAGGAAAAAAGAAAGUUUAAUAUGAAACUAAGAGACAUUAUAGAAUCUUGUCUUGAUAAAUUAGAUGAUCCUUAUAGAAUUGUUGAGGAAGUUAAACAAAAACAUAAUACGACGAAAGAAAUAAAACAAAAGAAGGUAUCUAAUAAUGAACCCAAUCAGGAUAAGGAAUCUAAGAUAUCUAGUAUGCAUGAGCAUUCUGUUGCAAUCUUAGAAGACCGUAUAAAGAAAAUGGAAGAAACUUUGUUAAGAAGAAUAGAUCAAAAUUCUGAGAAGAUAAAUGAAUUAAAGUUUUCAAUGUUACCUCACCCUUUGAAUACUAAGUCUGUCACUACUCAAAUUCCAGUAAAUGAAGAAUCGCAUAAAAGACGCCUUUACCAAGAAAUAUCAAAAUAUUUAAGCCCAAAUGCAAAUAAUAUAAUUUAUGAAGAACUAUUUUUGAGUAAAUAUACUCAAAAACGAUUAACUUCACCGCCUUUAAAACGUCGCAAGGCUAGGUGCCUUUUGUGAUAAAUAGGUAAUAUGUAGUGUAAGGUUUUGUAAUAAGUUACAUAUUACUAUAUUUUACAUUAUUUAUUUUAAAAAUUACAUUUAUUAAAUAAUUCUCACGAGA
Messenger RNA from Galleria mellonella (greater wax moth), 2115 nucleotides. Its product is annotated as bromodomain-containing protein DDB_G0270170-like. The record is from RefSeq and is a predicted model, not a curated record. NCBI's taxonomy places the organism in Eukaryota, Metazoa, Arthropoda, Insecta, Lepidoptera, Pyralidae. The transcript has 3 exons. Bases 297 to 2012 code for a protein of 571 amino acids.